Moneuplotes crassus is the source of this 699-nucleotide messenger RNA. The record is from the annotation of a GenBank genome assembly. NCBI's taxonomy places the organism in Eukaryota, Ciliophora, Spirotrichea, Euplotida, Euplotidae.
GAAAUAUUUAUUAUAUAACAAUGGCUGACCCUGAAUACGACUAUCUGUUGAAGAUCAUCCUCAUUGGAGAUGCUGGUGUUGGAAAGACUUUCCUCUUAUCCAGAUACAUUAAUGAAGAGCUUCCUAGGAAGAAGGGGCCGACUAUUGGAGUGGAGUUUGCCACUAAAUCAAUUUGUCUCGCAAACGGAGGUGUUGUCAAAGCACAAAUAUGGGAUACUGCUGGCACAGAGAGGUUUAAAGCCAUUACUAGUGCUCACUAUAGGAAGUCAGUAGGUGCCCUUGUUGUCUAUGAUGUCACUGUUAGAGACACUUUCUUGCAUGUAAAGAAAUGGCUUGAUGAGCUUAGAGAGCAUGGAGAACCCGGAAUUGUUGUGACACUUGUAGGAAACAAAGUUGAUUUAGUGAAAGAUGAUCCUAGUCUAAGACAGGUGACUACGGAGGAAGCACAAAAAUUUGCUACUAAGAAUGACCUUCUCUUUGAGGAAAGUUCUGCUAUUGAAGACAUCAAUGUAAAAUUGAUAUUUGAAAAUUUAUUACAAAAAGUAUACGAUGUUAAGUCAAGUGAAUUUACCGAUGAGAAGUAUAACGAAAAGAAAAAGAGACUUGUGUAUCAAGAUCCUUCUAAACCCCAGAGCAAGGACAGCUCAUCGUGUUGUAAUUAAGAAUAUAUUGAUCAUAAGCUUCUCCAUUCUGUUCAUU